AUGUUCGAGGCUCAGGACAAAGAGAAAGCUCUGCACACCACACAGCCAGAAGAGAUACCGGAAGUUGAAGUCGGAGAAGUCAAAGAUGUCAAGAAUGCAGAUGCUGCACUCGAUUUUCUGCGGUUCGAAGGCGACGGUGUGGAGAUGACGGCGGAAGAUGAAAAGGCUUUGGUCAGGAAGAUUGAUUGGAUGAUUAUGCCAUUGAUGUGGUGUUGUUAUGUUGCGCAAUACUUGGACAAGACGUUGAUCAAUUACGCGGCUGUGAUGGGAUUGUAUGAAGAUGCCAACAUCACCAAAGCUGAUUUUUCGAACUUGGCUUGGAUCUUCUAUGUCUCAUAUUUGGCCUUCGAAUUCCCUCAUGGCUACGGUAUGCAGCGCUUCCCCACUGCCAAAUAUCUCGGAGUCAUGGUAUUGCUCUGGGGCACCAUUGUCACAGUCACCGCGGCUUGCCACUCCUACGCUGGUCUCAUCACCACCCGUGUUCUUCUGGGUUGCUUCGAAGCUGCAGUUGCACCUUCACUCAUGCUCAUCACCACAAUGUGGUACAAGAAGAAUGAGCAACCUCCUCGCACUGGCAUCUGGUACCUAGGCACUGGCACCGGCACAAUCAUUGGCUCCUUACUGUCAUACGCAUUCCAACAUGUGCACAGCGCAUCUCUCUACUCCUGGCAAAUUCUCUUCUUGGUGGUGGGAUUGCUUACUAUCUGUAUUGGUAUCACCGUGGUGCUUGUGUUCCCUGAUAACCCAAUGACUUCUCGUCUUUCGCACCAAGAAAAGAUCUGGGCGAUUGAGAGACUCAGAGAAAACCAGACUGGUAUCGAGAAUAAGCAUUUCAAGUCUAAUCAAGUGGCCGAAUGCUUUAUGGAUCCACAGACUUGGUUGUUAUCGUUGAUUACCAUCUCUUCCUCGGUUCCUAACGGCGCGGUUUCCUCGUUCCAAGCGACCUUGAUCAAAGGCUUUGGCUACAACAGCAAGGAGACUGCUCUGCUCCAAAUUCCUGGAGGCGUCUGCAGUGUGGUUUCCAUUCUCAUUGCGACCUACUUGGCUGGAAGAUUUGAUCAGAGAGGCUUGAAUAUCGUUACUCUACUCAUUCCUGGUAUCCUUGGAGGUGCUCUGAUGGCGUUCUUACCAGAGGAAAACAAAGCAGGCAAGCUCAUCGGCAACUACUUGACAAACUGCAUUGGAGCAAGUCUGCCUUUGCUGUAUUCAUGGGUAGGAGCGAACUACGCCGGUCACACGAAAAAGGUCACCAUGAACGCCAUCCUCCUCAUCUCCUUCUGCUUGGGCAACAUAAUCGGACCCUUGACCUUCCGCGCCGCCGACGCGCCCACCUACAUCCCCGCCAAAAUCACCAUCAUUGUAACUUGCGCUACAGCUGCAGUUUUGGUGCUUAUACUCAGGGUAUACUAUCAGUGGGAGAAUAAGAGGAGGGAUAGAGUGGCGAGCGAAAGGGGUCAAGGACACAAGACGGAUAUUGAGUUUGCGGAUGUCACGGAUAGGAAGAAUGCGGAGUUUAGGUAUAGAUUGUAG
Messenger RNA from Aureobasidium namibiae CBS 147.97, 1530 nucleotides. RefSeq names its product MFS general substrate transporter. The transcript is spliced from 3 exons. The record is from RefSeq and is a predicted model, not a curated record. Gene Ontology annotation, cellular component: membrane. Bases 1 to 1530 code for a protein of 509 amino acids. NCBI's taxonomy places the organism in Eukaryota, Fungi, Ascomycota, Dothideomycetes, Dothideales, Saccotheciaceae. Gene Ontology annotation, molecular function: transmembrane transporter activity. Gene Ontology annotation, biological process: transmembrane transport.